CCCAAUUCGCCAGAGCGCGCAGCAAACAACAAAACACACGGUGCUCAAAACCGCGGUACAGAGUGUCGUAAAAAACGUUAUCCCUCGACUUUCGCCAAGUAACUCCGUCAUGUGGCCCGAAAUAAAGGCAGACGGUCGAAAGCCGCGUUCAACGCGAAAAUCCGAGGAUUUUAAGCCAACUCCAGUGGCCCGAUUGUUUAGUGGUCCCCUUAAACGGGCUACAUGCCAAACAGAGGGACCUCUAAAUAUUAGGCGAAGAGGACGGCACAAGCGGACAUCGAUAAACGAGCGGCCCAAAGCAACGCUGCAAAAUGUUUGUAAACAGCUGACCGCGCCGCCAGGUGGCGCUGCCGGAGCAGGCAUUGCCAGACGCAAGAAAUCCACCAAAUGCUGCCCUGCAUUGUGAACGCCAUUUUUAUUGCAAGAAAGAAAGCCCGAAUUUUCAAGCAAAAACGCGAGUAAUUAGCGUGUAAAUCCUGCGAAAAGCCAGCGCGAAUAUGAUUUAAUCGGCGACCAAUAGUUUCCGUGUGCGAGCACAGCGAGCGGCGCUCAAAGUUGCCCUUUUUGGAAAGUCGAAGGAGGUGUGUGUGUGUGGAAACGACCGAGAAAAUGAGGCACCAGAAAUGCCCCCUAAUUGUAUAAUAAAUUUGCCCAAAAAGGUUAAAAAUGCAGCGAAAUUCCCCAGCACUUUGUUUAUUCGUGGGCCAACUGCAUAAACUUUAGUUUUCUACCCAGGAUUGGCUGCAUCUUUGGCUGCCCAAGUGCGUUCUUGUGUGUGUGUUUGGGGUCUGCGAAAAUGUCUCGGAAGUGAGACGCCUGCAAAGGGGCAAAAAAUCGGUAUUGUUUAAUGUGUUUUAGAUGGCAUAAAUACGUGUCAGGUGCCCAAAAAUGGAGCAGUACAUAGUGCCCCUGGAAGAGCCCGUCUACUCGGAUUUGCAGGUAGUGCAAGUGCCCCAAGAUGAGGUGGGGUCCCUGGUGCUUCAGGAUGACCAGCAGUUGGUGUUCAACGAGCAGCAGCAAGUGGUCUACCAGACGGCAGCUCCUGCGCAGUAUCAGCAGCCCCAGCAGUCGGCUGCACCCACUUACCACAUAAUCGGAGGCGACGAGCUCGCCCAGCACCAGCAGCAACACCAGCAACAGCAGCAGCAACAACAGCAGCAGCAACAACAGCAGCAGCAACAGCAAGUUGUGAUGCAUCACCAGCAGCACCAAGUGCAGCAGGUUCACUACCAGCAGCAGCAACAGGAUGCCCAGCAGCAACAGCAGCAGCAAUUGCACCUGGAGCAACAGCAGCAGCAGCAGUAUGUCCAGCACCAGCAGCAGCAACCCGCCAUCCAGCACACACAGCAGAUUUACUACACCUCCGAGCAGGUGCUGCAACCAAAUGCCAUCGUACAGCACAUGCAGCAGCAGAAAAAGCAGCAGCAAGUGCUGCAGCAGCAACAACAACAGCAGCAGCAGCAGUACCAGCAACAUGCCCCCACCUACCAAGUGCAGGCUUCACCCCAGGGGCAGCCCCAGUUGCUUCAGAGCCCCCAGCAGCAGCAUCAGCAGCAAGCGCAGCAGCCGCAAACGCUGCAGCUGCAGACAUCGGCACCCCAGCAGCAGCCACAGCAGCACCAGCAGAUCGUCUACCGCAUGACCACCACGCCGCAGCAACAAAGACCCUUGGGGAUGCUCAACAAUACCCACGUGAUCGUUCAGCAACAACCAGUAUUGAUCCAAGCGCCGCAGCACCAGGAGCUAAUUAUGCGCCAGGCAGCCAUCCAUCCGUACAACAAUCGCGUCGUCUAUGCCACCUCGCCGCAACAGCAGCAGCAGCAACAGCACGUCAUCCAGCAACACGUACAGCAGCAGCAAGUGCAGCAGCAACAAGUCCAGCAGCAACAGCAGAUGCAACUGCAGGCCACGGCCCAGACAGCCCAUUUGGUCCAGGCCCGUGUGGUUCCCCAGCAAACGCAGAACGUUGUCUACCAGCAGCUGCAGGUGCAAAAGGUACAACCGCAGCAGCAACAGCAGCAGCCACAGGCGCCUCAGCAGCAGCAGCAGCCACAGUUGGUGGCUCAACAGCAGCCACAGCUGGUGACCACCUCUUCGCCUGGAGGCACGCAGCUUGUGAGGACUUCCUUCAGAAAAUCCGCUCGAGGAGGUGCUGUCUUGACCCGACCAGGAACGCUUAUCACCACCAGGCCCACACUCGCGCCUACGACCAUUGUGCGGCAAGUUCGGCCGCGAGGAGGAGCUGUGGGAGCUGCAGUGCCCGGCGGACUGGUUAGGAACAUGCGCCCUGCUGGCGUACGACCCACUCGAGCUCAAUUGGUGGUCCAGACCAGUGCCGGCGGCGACGGUCAGACCAUGCAAAUAGUGACACCAGCCCAAAUGAAGCACAUCACCAUUAGCACGAAUCUCGGCCAGCCGCAGCAGCAGCCACAACAACAGCAGCAGCUGCAGCAGCAGCCGCGACACAUCUAUCGCACACACAUGGUCACCGACGGAAGCCCUCAGCAGCAGCAGCAGCAACAACCACAGCAACCGCAGCAGCACCAGCACAUGCUAAUGAUGCGGCAUGGUCCUAUUCGCUACAGAGCUCCUGUGACCCUGACUUCUGCAGUUUCGGCGCCGGUUCCGGCCCCUGCUCCUGCUCCCGCCGGUGCAGUGGUUCAGUCAAGUAACAUAGGCAUGGACUUGGAAGAGAGGAUUCAGGCAGCGGUGGUGAAGAAAGAUCCGCAGAAACCGCCGCCAGCUGCACAGCCGGUGGCCCAGAACCAAAUGCAACCCAUGCAGAUAGGAGCGGGCACCACGCUGACCACCUACUAUCCCGGGGGCACUGCCUCGCAAGAGGAGGAGAACCAACAGCAGCAGCAGCAGCAGCAAGUGGUGCAGAGCCAGGCACAAGGCAUCCGUCCGGCCAGUGGAGCCAGCAUGACUUUGGCGGAGUACAAGAAGAGGCAAACGCUGUCGGCCUCGCCAGCUCCUGUUCCGCCACCAAAUCCCGGCCUGGCACCCAUAAGAGCCACAACUCCUGGAACACUGGUUCGUCCGACGGCCAAGAUAACACCCUCUCAACCUACUGGACCCUUGCCCACUGGCACGAGGAUCACGCAACCGCAAAGACCAAUUCCAGCGGCUGUGGUGGCUCCGCUUCCUGCGCCGGCCGCCGUUACCCAGGGGUCAUCCGUGAUGAAGACAUCGCACAACAACUACGAGAUUCACUCGCAACACGUACUGAACAACCGAGCCGGCCAGGAGAUAGCCGAACGCGACAAGAAUAGUGCCAAGAUGCUGGUGAUUCUGGCCAGCGGCGAGCAACGUCUGAUUACAUUUACGCUUCCACGUGAGUCCUGCACGGUGCAGGAUCUGCUCGAACAGGUCGGCGUCCCAUUUGACCACAACACCACCAUCCAGUGCGUCGAGCAUCGCGGUGCCAAUGUGGACUUUGUGGUCACCGUGGGCUUCACUGUGCACGAAUCGGCCAGCGAGUUGAUUUCCCGGGCGGAGGAGAGUUUGCAGAUGAACCGCUCGCAGGAGAAUCAGGCGCCGGUGGCUGGAGCAGCUGCCAACACCAAUCCUGCCACCCCGAGUGCCUCGCCGGCCUACGCCCAAGCGAGUGCCGCUGCCGAGCAGGCGAAACGCGAAGCGGCCAGUUCGGCCAGUGGAAACACUUCCGCUGGGGCAGUCUCAUCGGCCGGCUCUGCUGGAUCUGCUCCCUCGGAGGGCAGGAAGCUGAUCGAUGGCUUUCUGGCCGUCUGCCAGCUGUGCGGCUUCACUGGCAUGGAUCACGCCCGCUGCGAGCGGUGCAAACGAGUCUUUCCGGAGCCGCCCAAGCGCAAAUCCUACAUGCCCAAGAACAGCGCUGCCUCCUCGCCAGCUUCGUCAUCCUCCAGCGAGGCUGUGACUGCAGCUACGUCGGCGGCGGAGAAGAAACGAGAAUUGGCAGCAGCUCGCUUCAGCAAACAGCUGGCCGGAGUGGCCUACUCGGCCACGGGAGUCGGAGUGGGAGCACGGGGUCGCGGACCCAUGGCCAUGAGGGGCGGAAGAGCCCGAGGUGGCAGGCGGGUGGCCGAAGUGGAUCCCGUCGUGCUGCUGAGCAGUGAAGAUGAAGCCGAUGAGGGCGAGGGCAACGCGGACACUGGAAAUCAACCCUCAAACAAUUCGAAAUUGAACUCCAACGGCAAUCUCCAUGAACUGCCCGCCGCUUUUGCCUGCGAACCCAAUCUACCGGAGAUCGAUGAGGAACCUUUAUAUAAAGAUUUUACCCGCGGCGAUGUUACGGAUCUGACGGACGUCGCCGAAACGGAGCAGUUCUCCGUGUCCCUGCGGUGCAGCUGCGUGCGCCUGGUGCCCUACAGAUUCGAGAUUACGGAGCCGGUGUGCUUCACCUCGAAGGGCGUCCGCAUCUCGGGCGUGCUGCAGGACAAGGACGAGAAGUUCGAGCUGCACAUCCACAAGCAGGAGGUGAUCAAGGUCAUAGCCCACUUCGGCAACGUGGAGCCCGCCCAGCCGCUGGUCACGCUUUACCUCCUCAAGACCUGCGCCGAAUACGUCAAGACCCAGCUGAAGCUGCCCGACGAUCAGCCCCACGAUCAAGUGGGCUUCAAGACGCACAGCUUCCACACGCGCCGCCUGAUCCUGCUCUUCGACAGCGUCACCAUGUCAGCCCGCGGCAUUAUCAAGUCAAUGUUCAGCUGCGUGGACGAGAUAUCCUCCACAGAUGCCGCCGAGAUUCUAGAGAGGAUCGCGGACUCCGACCGCAAGACGCAGGACAAGAGCUCGCAGCCGCCGCCCCGCCAGCUGAGAGCAGACGAGCAGGUCAGCCUGCUGAUGUACCCGCCCAAGGGAACCGGCAGCCUGUGCAUCCGCAUGGAGGACUACGUGUGCCUCACCAAGGAGUCCUACCUCAACGACAUCAUCAUCGACUUCUACCUGCUCUGGCUGAGGAACACGCUGAUUCCGGAGCCGCAACGCGAACGCACGCACAUAUUCAGCACCUUUUUCUACAAGAGGCUGACUACACUAACGCGCCCGGCGGACAUGAAGCAGACGGCAGCACAGAAGCGCCACGCCAGGGUGCAGAAAUGGACCAAGGUGGUGGACAUAUUCGAUAAGGACUUUAUCAUAGUGCCCAUCAACGAGCAGUCGCAUUGGUUCCUGGCCAUCAUCUGCUUCCCCAACCUGAAGGGUCCCGUGACGUUCGACACGAAUCAGCCGGUGGAGCCGCAGCACUUGAAGCGGGCCAGGGGCAAGAAGGUGUCGCUGCAGAUUGGCAACACUACCAUCACCCCGCUCACAAAGCGGGGGGAGGGCGGACAACUCCCAGCCGCUCUGACGGCGGAUAACGUUUGCCGGAUAGCAGACGAUGAGAGCGAAAGGGAUGAGGCGGAGGGCGAUGACAGCGACAUGGCCUCGGAGGACAGCGAAAACUCGAACUCGGCCAAGGAACCAGCCGCCACGCCAACAUCCACCACCACUCCCAGCAACCCCAGUCAGUCAAACUCCAAUUCGCAGUCCACGCCCAGCGGCCCAGCGCGGAACAUUGCCUCCGAUGAUGUUCCAGCCGUCAAGCAGCCCCUGAUCCUCAUCUUUGAUUCCCUGGCAGGCGCUUCGCGCAGUCGCGUGGUGGCCACAUUGCGAGACUAUCUCACCUGCGAGUACCGGGUGAAGAAGCCGGAUGCGCAGGCGCACGUCUUCAACAAGGACAACAUGCCGGGCCACUGCGUCAAGGUGCCGCAGCAGAACAACUUCACCGACUGCGGCCUGUAUUUGCUCCAGUAUGUGGAGCAGUUCUUCAGCGAGCCCAUCAGAGACUACAGGCUGCCCAUCAAGCAGCUGACCAACUGGUUCGACUUCCUCACCGUGACGAAAAAGCGCGAGGAUAUCGCCAAUCUGAUCCAGCAGCUAAUGGACGAGGGCAACCAGCAGCAAAGGCAUAUUCUGCCAGUGAUUGAAUUCCCCACGCUGAACGGGCAGUUGGUGGAGUAUCCGGAAGACACGGAGAGUGCGGAGUUUGAGGAGGAGGAGGGCCACGACGACGAUGACCCCAACAGCGAAUUGCAUGAUGAUAACAACACCGGCACCGACAUGGAGGUGGAUCCCGUCAACGAGGAGCCAGCGCAGGGAGGCAAACCCGCCGCUGUGGCCACUGUGACCACGACGGCGACGGCCACGACUGGCAAGAGGUUCGUGCUGAAACGACGCCUGCAAAAUGGAUCCGUGUCGAGUCCCAGCAAUGGCAACGGCGAGGCCAGCAGCAAUGGGGGCAUCCUGAUGCCCCAGCUGGUGAGCACGGCGGCCGGAUCGGCAGGCGUUUCGCCCGGAGUCGCCCACCUGGCGCCGCGUGGCCCCAGCGGAGGCCUGAAGAUUCGCAAGAUCGAGCCGUAGCACCAGCAGAUCCUCGCCCUGCGAGCCCGCGACCCAGAUGCGCAUACGCCCCACCUGCCUGCGCUGCUCCAGCUGCCACAGCUGCGGCACCACCUGUAAAUACGUCAUUACAUUUACAUCGGUUAUUAAUUCUGUGUAUCUAAACAUUUGCCCCUAAAACCUAAUGAAACUAUUACGCUAAACUACGAUUUAAAAUAAAGACUACAAUACUAUGUAUGAAAUACAA
Molecule: messenger RNA, 6604 nt
Organism: Drosophila biarmipes
Lineage: Eukaryota; Metazoa; Arthropoda; Insecta; Diptera; Drosophilidae
Gene: velo
Product: sentrin-specific protease 6
Exons: 9
Coding region: 889-6378 (1829 amino acids)
Biological process (GO): protein desumoylation
Cellular component (GO): cytoplasm; nucleus
Molecular function (GO): SUMO-specific endopeptidase activity
Source: RefSeq, a predicted model, not a curated record